AUGUUGCCGCGCCACGUGGUGGACGUUUUGAUGGCCAUGGAGAGGAUCUGCAGCGGCUCUCGGGCCACCGACGCGGCGGCGGCGCAGCGGACAGGCCCCCGAGGCAGCGGGCUGCGCAGCGCACGUGUGCAGGCCGCCGCGCCGGGGGGCCCGGCGCACAGCGGCGAGGGUCAGAGCCCAGAGCGGCAGUCCAUCAUGUACAUGAUGGGCGACCUUGGCAACUUGAUGUGGGGCCACCUGGAUGAGAUCGACGCCCCCGGCCUCGCAUACUGCAUCUGGUGCUGGGCGCGGCUGUCGUGGCACCCCGACCCCCAGCUGCUCUCUGAGGUCGCCCGCCGCUUCGCAACCCCGGCGAGCCUCGACGCCCUGCGGCCAGCGGAGCUCGCUCGCGGCAUCUGGGGCCUCUCGGCGCUCGGCGCGCUGGGCGCCGCCGAGCUGGCGCGGCUCGCGCCGCGCGUGCGGGAGCUGGCGUCAGAACUGGACGAGCAGCAACUGCUCGCGGUCUCGCGCGCGCUCGAGGCGGCCACGGCGCCGGGUGAGGGCGCCGGUGGGGCCGGGGCCGCUGACGUGGCGGCGCUCGUGGCGGAGCUGUCGGCGCGCGCGGAGCAGCUGCGGUCAGCUGGGGUUUGA
This is a messenger RNA of Monoraphidium neglectum, 630 nucleotides long. RefSeq lists its product as hypothetical. The coding region runs from base 1 to 630 and encodes 209 amino acids. NCBI's taxonomy places the organism in Eukaryota, Viridiplantae, Chlorophyta, Chlorophyceae, Sphaeropleales, Selenastraceae. The record is from RefSeq and is a predicted model, not a curated record. The transcript has 3 exons.